Molecule: messenger RNA, 1707 nt
Organism: Cladocopium goreaui
Lineage: Eukaryota; Dinophyceae; Suessiales; Symbiodiniaceae
Source: the annotation of a GenBank genome assembly
UCAUCAUGGAUCCGAUGUGCUCAUCCGAUUCGCCACUUCUGGGUUGGAUAUGUCAGCUGAACUAUGGUUGCGGUGGUUUGCUGACACUGCAUGACACGUCCCAACAUGUACCUUUCUCUACCUCGACUUUGCCAUUACGAAUUGGUCAGAAAGUCAGUUUUCGCAUCCGCUUUGCUGACAAGAUUGAAGCUGUAGACCUACAAGUGUCAUCAAUCCAAGCAAGGGAUGGCCUGCCCGCAGAGCAUGUGUCAAGCAGCUCCCAACAGUCACCAACUGGGAACGUCAUCCAGGAAGCAGCGAGGUCCUGCUCUGGUUUGCAGCGUCAAAUCCGGCGCUUGCAACGUGGAAUCCUGAAGUUCAGCAAUGCAGCCAAGGUUGAACAGUACCAACUGGUACUUGAAGCAGAGAGAUUGCUGGACAAAGUGCUUGGCCAACCAGAUUUGGACGGCGAUUCUCUUUGCCAGUUGAUCCGACGCUGCGCCAGCUGGCUACAUGCACCAAUAUUCAAAGCCUUGGCAGGGGACGAACCCAGCCUAUCAGAUGGGCAGCACCCCAUGAAUUUGCAGUGCCGCGUUCGAAAGCUGCUGAUCAGAGCUUUGGAUCAUUUGGACCUGUCUGAUAGACCUACGUUUGAAGCUGUAGAGGCUGCUAUGCUUCACCUGCACACGCUGGUUCAACAAGUUGAUUUAAAACUCAGCUCGCGAACGGACAGAUCUUCAGAUUCUGCACGGCAGUGGCUGAAACUCAGAGAGCUUGUGCGGGGUUCCAGUUCGGAAAGUUCCUUUCCUGGAAGUGUUGUAGCCUAUCAUGGGCGACAAGGUGUAGCACCCACCACGAAAAGGCCAGAAAAGAAACAUCGCAUCGAUUGGAUGAAGUCGAAGCUCAGGAUUGCAGAAGACUUCUUGCCAGCGGAAAGAAGCAGAGUAUGCAAACGUCAACGUCCAGCGAAGCAAGUGAAACCAGCAGUUCGAGGAGGUUACCUGAAAUGCUUUGCGGGAUCCGUGUACGAGCCAUCCAGCAAGAUCCAGGCACUUCGCAGCAUCUUUAAGUCGGAGCCUCACAAGGUGAAAUGCUCAGAAUGUGCUUUCACCAUCAGUAGCAGUUGGCGGUUCCAACAUCCAAAGACGAGGGCAAUCGCCAUUCUUGUGCCUAGCAAUGGGCACAAUGCCUGCCAGCACAGGUUGAAAAAGCGCUGUUUUUGGCGAGCGCUUGGUCAGAUUCGAUCCAAAUCAGAUGUGCACGCGAAUCUCAAUUUUUGUUGCCAUGACCGUUUGCUGAUGCAAUGUGCUCCUUGUGGUGGUCAGAUGAUGUGCCACCAUGGGCGGCAGAGAUAUCAGUGCAAAGACUGCGGUGGGGGUCGCAUAUGCGAGCAUGAGAAGCGGAGAGAUGCGUGCACCUGCCCAAACAGCGGAAGCGAGGAGCUGCUGAACAGCAAACGAAGGGCGGCAGAUGAGAAAAGAUGCUGAAGGACUGAAUCUCCCUGGAUCAGGUACAAAUUGUCUGGAAGGAGCGGUUUGCUAGUGUAGGGAAACAUCUUGCAAGGCAAACGAAAGCGGCAGGUUCUUCUGGCGCGUAGCAAAGCUCUGUGUGGAUGGCAGCUGGCAGAUCUGGCAGUUCCGCUUGCGAUGGGAGGCACCUUGCCUGAGUGCAGGGACCACAGCAGCCCUGGAAACGAAUCAGACAUUCAGACGAUGGCCUGGGUGAAAA